This is a messenger RNA of Xyrichtys novacula (pearly razorfish), 7063 nucleotides long. Lineage: Eukaryota; Metazoa; Chordata; Actinopteri; Labriformes; Labridae. The record is from the annotation of a GenBank genome assembly.
GAAAAUGUUGAGUAAAAAAAGUGCAGGCAAAGUGGAGGAGAGAGGACACUGGGGCAAUAAGGUGGAGUUUCUCCUGGCUGUGGCGGGCAACGUUGUUGGUCUGGGCAAUGUUUGGAGAUUUCCUUACCUAUGCUACAAAAAUGGAGGGGGUAAGCAAAAAACAAAGCUUAUGAAAUGUUACCUAAAGUCUGUACUUGGUAUGCAGCUUUUAAUUUUUGUUUAAGGUGCAUUUCUGGUGCCAUAUCUCGUGUUUGUUGUGACCUGUGGGGUACCUCUGUUCCUCCUGGAGACAACCAUCGGUCAGUUCACUCAGGAGGGAGGCAUCACCUGCUGGAGGAAACUGUGCCCACUGGCAGAAGGUAUAUUGAUUUGACUGAAGCCUUUCAAAACAAAAAAAAACAUAUUUAACGUACAAAUCUGGAAAAAAAAAAUUAAUAACCAGAAUGUCUCUAAACACUAGUGGUAUCUUUACCUCCGUGAGACAGUUUCUUCCCCUUUUUGAAGGGAAAGUGCAUGUUAGUGAACCAUUUACAUUCUGUAACUAGGGCUGACACAAAUCCUAACACAAAAACCAAUACACCCAUUUUCCAUCCCUGUCAGUCAUCUAGAUAAAUAUUGACAAAGGCAGCAACUGCAUGGCCUCACUGACCUUCAAUUCAAUCCCAUUUCUAAUAUUCUGUUUAUCGAUUUUGUCACACUAAGAAUACAGUACAUGCAUAUCAAUGAGGUGCCUUACUUUUAACGUCUUGGGGAAUAUUGCUGUAAAAACACUGAAUCAUUCAUGGCUGGUCGAGGGAACUAUGCAAAAUCUGAUGUCAUCUUGAGUGCUGUGCCAUGAGCCAAGAAUGAAGACUGACAGUCUGAAUUUUAACAAAAUAAAUAAAUAAAUAAAAAAACACACACAAGCACUACAAAAUAGUGAAAAUUCUGGAGUUUGUCAUGCUUGUCAAUAACAGUAUAAAUACCCACCCCACAGGUAUUGGUUAUGGCGGACAGCUGAUUCUCUUCUACAGCUGUAUGACCUACAUCAUUAUUCUGUCCUGGGCUCUUCUGUUCCUGGUGUUCUCCUUCAGCCCUCAGCUCCCAUGGGCCAGCUGCAGCAACUACUGGAACACAGGUUAAAUGGCAACAGUCACAUUCAUGGAGGUUGACUUGCAAAACAGAGUACAUAUAAUCAAUAGACUGACAUUGUGAUGCUGAUUUUGCACAGAAUUUUUUAUGUAUGUUUAGAGAACAUUCAAGUGUUUUAUUUCCAUAGAAAAGACUAUUUUUGACGGCUGAAUGAAAUGCAACAGAGGUCCUGAUUUUCAGAUCCUGGAUUUCUGGCUAAACUGUCAAUCAUCUCUGAAAGUUUGUCAUGAAGACUAAAAGAAAAAAAAUAGAGGACUUAUGCCUCAAACUAUGUCCUCAGACUAUUUAAGUUUUGCAUGUUUCACUUCCCACUGAGCAUUUUUUGGUCUAAAAGAGGUUUAAAAGACGUCUAAAUGUAGCCUAGACGACUGGUCUAAAAUCAGGGUACUACAGGUCUAAAAAUAAAAGGUUUUUGGACAUCUAAAUUUAGACCAAUUUUAGACUAGCUGGAAAACAGAGGUAUAACUGUAUAUUUCUCAACGGCUAUCAUAAUUAUUGGAGAGUUAUCAAAUAAUGGGUUAAAGCGCAACGCCUGAAUUCCGUCUAAAAAUAUACAGAAUCUAGACGGUUGACAUCCAAUAGCCGUCUCUUGCUAAGUGGGUUCACUUUCACAAAUAUAGUAAAAAUUUGAAUUAAACUGACUUGAUCAUGAAUGGAUGAUUAUUAUUAUUGAUCUCUUAUUGUACUUUCAGAUGACUGUGUAGACUUCUCAUCACAUAACAAGUCCUUUGAAUGGACCAACCAAACAAACACAACAUCUGCUGCCACUGAGUUCUGGGAGUAUGUUGAUUUUUCGUCUCAGUUUUCUGGGCUCCAUUAAAAGGAGUGAGAGUUGUUAAAUCUUGUUACAAUAGUUGUUCUUAUUGUUUUGUGGCAGGCGGCGAGUGCUUGCAAUUACAGGAGGAAUUGAAGAGGUAGGCAGCAUCAGGUGGGAGAUACUACUGUGUUUGAUUGCCAUGUGGAUCACCUGUUACUUUUGUAUCUGGAAAGGAGUCAAGUCUACUGGAAAGGUACUUGUAUCAUCCCCUCACCACGCUGAAUGUUUAAUCACCAUAUUUAUGAAUUCCUGAGCAGUCAUCUUUAUUUCCAGGUGGUGUAUUUUACCGCCACUUUCCCCUACGUGAUGUUGUUAAUUCUUUUGAUUCGUGGGCUUUCACUACCGGGGGCUCAAGAAGGCGUCUUAUUUUAUCUACUGCCUGAACCCUCACGGCUAAAAGACCCUCAGGUGAAAGCUAAAUGAUAUACAUUAACAGUUGGGUGGGAAAAUGUACUGACCACAGUUUGUUCAUAAUAGGUUUGGAUGGAGGCUGGGGCUCAGAUUUUCUUUUCAUACAGUGUGGGUGUGGGCUCCUUGACCGUCCUGGGCAGCUACAACAAGUACAACAACAACUGUUAUAAGUGAGUGUCUGUCAAUCUGUGCUUUCUGGCAGAAUUGUGACUUAGGCUUGGAGCUCACAGUAUGUGUUGAUGAGUUACACAGUAUGAAGUCGUGAAACACCCUAAUAUAUUUUCUAUAUUCCACAGGGACUGUCUGUGGCUGUGUUUACUCAACAGUGGCACCAGCAUGGUGGCAGGAUUUGCAGUCUUCUCUGUGCUGGGGUUCAUGGCUCAUGAGCAGGGUGUUCCAAUAAGUGAGGUGGCUGAGUCAGGUAAAGUCUCCUAAUUGAGGAGUUGUGAUCUUGUCUACCUUGAUCCAUUGUUUCAAAAUGACACUAUUAGAGCAUCUUGUAAUCAUAUCACACUGUGGCCCUGUGGAGGUCUCUGGUAUAGGCAUUGGCUAGAGACAGUAACAAUAAGUCAAAUAGAAAAGGCUAUCAUAUUAUAACCACCAAGAUUAAAUUACAUACUGUAUACCUCUAGAAUAUACAAGUUUGGGGGUUAAAAAGUCGAGGAUUUGAUCUCCCCUCAGUGUUUUUUUUACUCUUGUUAUCCUUUUUCCUUUUCUUUAGUCACUUGUCUCAGAUCAAGGCGAAAAAAUCACUGCAUCUCACAUUUCUCUUUCUCUCUUGGCUCCCCUGAGGAUAAAAAAGUCAACAAUAUGUUUGUAUACAGGAUUAAAUCCAGUUACCAUUGAUCAGCGACAGCGGUAAACUGAUUAUUACACUUAUAAAUCAGUGUUUCAGUUCCAAAGAGUUAAACACGAUGAGAUGAGAGUACUUUUCUUACUUUAAGGAAAUGUGAUGACAGCUGAUGAUACCUUUAUAUAUCCUCUAAUUUUUAAGCAUUUAUUGUUAUUAUGAUUAUGAUUAUGACUAUGAUUAUGAUUAUUAUUGUUAUCUUAUCAGGAUAUAAUGAAGCAAAUCUUUUCUGGUUUAUUGGGAAAUGUGAAAAUCAUUGACCUGGUCCUUCUUCGUAGAGGAUCCCAAUAGUUCUUCCCCCAUUAGUUAGGGAUGGAAAACUAUUUGCUGCCAUCUUGAGGAUAAAGACAGACAUGAAGAGUAAAGGCAGUUUUCGUCAAUAGUGAGAAACUUGUCUUAAGCAGAACCAUACAGCACAGCUUCCAGUUGCCUCUGGCUCUGUUAAACAUGUGUUGAUUCUCUGGCAUUUCUAAACAUCUAAUAGAAUAUCAAAGUUUGGGUUUUUUAGGGGACUGAAUGUGCUUUCAAUCUCAAUGUUCACCUCCUAUUACAAAUGUAUUCUACACUUAAUUACAAUCUGACCCCAUUUGCUUUCAUAAGGUUAAAGCUAUCUGAGGGAUGUUUCCAGCAGCAAACACCUUUGCCUGGCAUUCAGUUUUCAACAUUUACUCUUUGUAUCUAAUGCUAACACACAGUAUGUUCUUGGUGUCUCCUCCUUUCUCAUCUUCCCUGUGCAUUGUCAACUGACUUGAGUCUUCUAAUGACUUCCCUUCAUCUUGAAAGACUGGGGAUAUUCAUUGCAUCUGGUCAUGUUACCUCGACUUUGCAAAAAGAUCAUUCUCAUGUUGUCUUCCAGGUCCAGGCUUGGCGUUUAUUGCGUACCCUCAGGCUGUGGCCAUGAUGCCUCUGCCCCAACUGUGGUCCAUCUGUUUCUUCAUCAUGCUUAUUCUACUGGGUCUCGACACUCAAGUAAGAUGUACAUGAGCUAUCUUUGAAUGAACAUGUUUUGAUUUAGAAAUUCAUUGACUCUGCCUCCCUCUUUCUCUCUACAGUUUGUUGCCAUGGAGGUGGUGAUGACAUCAAUUAUGGACAUGUUUCCCACUAUGAUGCGUAGGACAGGCAGACGAGAGCUUCUCCUUUUUUUCUUCUGCAUUACAUGUUUCUUCUCUCAGCUUGUUAUGAUUACUGAGGUCAGUGUUUAGUUACUAUAUUCAUUAAUCCAUCAUGACAGAGUUCUGCAAAAUGUAUGUAUCAUGACUUUGUAUUUAAACAAUGUGAAAAUGUGACAGGAAUAUGUUCUUUACUGCUGAGGUUAAAAUAACCACUUUAAUACAUGAAGUGAUGCUGCAUAUAUGUCUUAAUUGUGUCUCCAGGGAGGGAUGUAUGUGUUCCAGUUGUUUGACUACUAUGCUUGUAAUGGAGCCUGUAUCCUCUUUCUCUGUGUGUUUGAGACCCUGGCACUGGGAUGGGUAUUUGGUAGGUAUUUUUGUCUGUUUUUGGAAUGGAAAUUCUGACAAUAUCAUUCUGUACUUUAAUAAAGAAUAAAUACGAGGGACUCAAAAUUAAAUAUAAAAAAACACAAAGAAAAAAAAUGAUGUCGUCAUAAAUGUCGUAUAUAUCUGAUUCUUUCUGUUAUACAGGGGCAGAGCGGUUAUACAGCAUCAUAAAGGACAUGACAGAUGUGAAUGCCAACCCGUUUUUUAAAAUCUGCUGGCUUUAUCUCACACCCCUGGUCUCACUGGUAAGUAGAACUAUAAAUGCUCAAUAUAUGGAUUAGAGUUGGUCACGACUAUGACUUGGAUUUCUGAGUGAAGAGACUGUCUGAGUUACUGACCACUAACAAGGCAAGUGAGAUGUAGACAUUUCUUUAACACACACAGAUUUAAUGAUCCAGGAGUGAGUAUUUAAGGCCCAGGUACACACAGAUCUGGCUAACUUUCUACUUGAUGACCAGAGAUAGUUUCAGUGUUGUAUCAAGACAACCCCUCCUCUGAGUUAAAUAUUCCAUUUGUACAGAAUCUUUUAUGACACACUGUGAGGAAACAUGUGAAUUUGUCUCCUCAAAGUGUCUAUAGGGAACUGCAUGUUGUUGGUAAUAGAAGAGGACAUCAUUACCCUUAGAUGAUGUGAUCUGUCAGCACACCCGGCUUGGUGCCUUAAUAUGACAGGCUCCACUAGAGACCGAGAUUGGGCCCACAGGGCAGUCCAUUCAGGCAGCUUAACCAUCACAAACUAAUUUGGCUGGGAAAUUUAAUCCCCCUUGACUGGGGUCUGUCGGUAUACAGGAAUAGUGGCCUUCUCUAUCAUGAAGCACUCAUUCCUUAAAGGAAAAAGGUGGUGGCAAAUUUAACCAAUGUAGCACGGCAAAAACAGUCAAACAUGAACAUGAAGCAGCUGUACAAAACUGUGACAGAGUCAGGCCCUACCACAAGGUCACUAUAUCCCGUGUUUAAGAUCCAGCUCCUUUGUUAGCUCACUGGAUUAUGUAACCGGAGAAACAGUCUGGGUUUGACAUUGAUUGGCCAAGGCACUUUUGGCUUGAAGAAAAUCUGAUAGUGUUGAGGCGUACAACAGGCCACAUUGCCAAAGGGCAAGAAAGAGGAUUGUCUCUCCCCAUCAAACAUUACAGAAGGCAGUGAGCCAGUCAGCUAUGGUAGCUGUAUAAACCACAGCAGUGCAGAUCACUUUCUUGAUCCAGAGUAAGAACUAUACGAAUUUGAAGCAAGUGAAACUGAAGCAAAAUCGCUCUCUCAGUUAAAGGAUGAAAUGCUGCACUCCUGUUGUUGCUCACACAUCAAACAAUUUGAGAACAUGAAUAAGUAAAGCACUUUGGGUACCAUUUGGGAUAUUGUAAAGUGCUAUAUAAAUAAAAUUUGAUUUGAUUUGAUUUGAUUUGAAGUCAGUCCAUACACUGUGUCUUAAUUAAUCCCUCACAUGAGCCAUGUGGUCAUUUCAUGUCUUAUAGAAAUAUGUUUGUCAAAUGCUCUGUGAGAAAGUCUUGAUACUAGGAAGAAUGCCAUAUCUUUUAUCACCCUGUUUUAAGUGUUCAUGUCAGGUGAAUUCUCUGUGAAUGUUUUGUUUAAUAUAAAAUAAAUCCAACAGAAUUUCUCUUUCUGUUGUACCUCAGGGUUCUUUUAUAUCUUCAUUGGUUUGGUACCAACCUUUGACCUUUAAUCGCUGGUAUGUAUACCCAGACUGGGCAUAUGUGUUGGGUUGGAUAAUGGCUCUCUCCUCCAUUCUGCUUGUGCCAGGAUGGGCUUUAUAUAAAGUCAGCACUGGGACUGGAAACCUUUAUCAGGUACAAAAAAUCAAUGAAAGACAAAAUACUUUAGGAAAUAGCAAAGAGUACAUGGCAUUUCGGAUCAUUUGAAUUUUGUCAGAUUCUUGUCAGUGUUGUCUUUGUUUUUUCAUGCUUCAUUCUGUGCUCCCCUUAAGGGACAGUAAAAAUAACCUGAAUUGGAAAUAUGAAACUGAAUCUAAAUAUAAAAUGUGUCAUGCUUGAAUAUUAAAAGCUACAGUAUUACUGACCAGAGACAGGAUCUCAAGAUCAGCUGCAAUAAAAAAAGUGCUUGAUAGAAUUCAGAGUUCAUUUACUUCAUUGAUUGUAAUAAAUGAGCUAAAAUACAUCGGUUCCAUCAAACAUUGUCUUUAACAUUUUUCUUCAGGCAGUGUAAAUUUUUUGUUCACUUUGGUUAAAAAUUGUUGAAUAUUUGUCUCCAUUUUAGCGCCUCCUUCAUCUGUGCCAACCCAACCCUGAGUACUCACAAACCAGAAAGUGUGAAACCGAGCUUCAGUCCAUUAAAGGGGAAGUUGUCGAGGAGUUUGUCAGCUGAUAUUAAACUAUUUCAUUCUGA